AGGAUUGUUGAAGAUGAAGGCAACCGUAAUCUUAUUUCUUGGUCACCGUGUGGCGACUUUUUACGCAUCUACGAUUGCGAUGAAUUUGCACGAGUUGUUCUUCCGCGAUACUUUAGACACUGCAACUGGACUAGUUUUGUACGUCAGCUCAAUAGUAAUGCUUGUGGCAGCAGCAACAGCAUAAAGUCCGCCGAUAAAAGUGUUUUGACUUGGGAAUUCAAGCAUGAAAGUUUCCGUCGCGAUGCCCCCAAGAACCAGCUAUCACAGAUCAAGCGUAAA
Messenger RNA from Zychaea mexicana, 279 nucleotides. Its product is annotated as HSF-type DNA-binding-domain-containing protein. The record is from RefSeq and is a predicted model, not a curated record. The transcript has 2 exons. Gene Ontology annotation, molecular function: sequence-specific DNA binding; DNA-binding transcription factor activity. Gene Ontology annotation, biological process: regulation of DNA-templated transcription. Lineage: Eukaryota; Fungi; Mucoromycota; Mucoromycetes; Mucorales; Lichtheimiaceae. The annotation marks the transcript as partial.